AUGUUCAUCUGAGUUGAAUUCGGACAUAAGCAAAAGAGAUUGUUCAACAUCGACUGUCAGACCUCCUGCUUGCUUGACGCUAUAAAUGACAGCUGUUACCAAGAUAUCGGCACGUUUUUGCAUAAGCAGACUGAAGUAUUCACAAAGGAGCUCAAUGUCUGGAAAAAGAAGGAAACUAACCUACUCAAAAAACUUAAGACUGAUGAAGACAAGCCUGAAGAAACCCCUACGGCGAAGGGAAAUAAGAAUGCUAAAAGAGGAGGAAUGAAACAGGAAGAAGAAGAGCAGAAGAAGAAAGAAGAAGCAGAGAAGACAGCGAAAGGAAAGAAGACGCCUAAAAGCCCUCCCGAGGAGGAGGAAGUCAAACAAAUGAAUGAAGAAGAGAAGGAAAAAGAGGCUAUCACUAAAAGCCUGGAAGAGGUAAAAACAACUAUCCAAAAACUGGAACAAAAAUUAGCCCUAAUCAGUGAUAGCAUCACUCAAAUGGGGGAAGAAGCUAAUACUGAAAAGGUGCUUGACCUCCAAGAUGUCAACGGUGAUCGGAAAUAUGCCAAGACCAAGAUCGGCCAGUACGCCACCGAGUUCUUAUCGGAAAAAAUGGUAUAUUCCUUAGGAAAAGUCGUCAAGAACGAACAAGAUGAAGAAGAAUUCAGGAGGGUCAAAGUCGAUGGCGCAUGAGUCAGAACUUUAGAAGAGGACGCUAAUUAUGACCCCGAAGAAGAAGCCGCCGAUAAUAAGAAGGGAAAAGGCAAGAAAAAGACCAUAGGUCGCUAA
This is a messenger RNA of Moneuplotes crassus, 774 nucleotides long. NCBI's taxonomy places the organism in Eukaryota, Ciliophora, Spirotrichea, Euplotida, Euplotidae. The record is from the annotation of a GenBank genome assembly.